Epithele typhae is the source of this 375-nucleotide messenger RNA. RefSeq lists its product as uncharacterized. The record is from RefSeq and is a predicted model, not a curated record. NCBI's taxonomy places the organism in Eukaryota, Fungi, Basidiomycota, Agaricomycetes, Polyporales, Epitheliaceae. The annotation marks the transcript as partial. The transcript has 2 exons.
UACGUAAUCGACUUCGAGUUCUCGGAGAUCCUCGACCUCGGCCCCGGAGAGCAGACUGCAAUCGAACUUCCGCGCACAUGUUGGGUCGAAUGGUUCGGCCACACGCACCUCGACCCAUACUCGUUCGACGUCUGGCUCCUUGCGCAGUCUAUCUAUGCCCGCAAUUCCGAAGACGAGAUCACGACGGCGCCGUGGAUGCUCAGAUGGUAUUUCUUCUGGCUUCGGGGCAACGAGGCGGGAUGUUUGGGGGUGUGCAUUUGUCGUCCGACCGUGAGGCGCGCCCGACAAGUCCUCACGGGCAUGCGAAUCCUGGUGUACGUGGGGGAUACCUUAGCCGGGCUGCUCGGACUCCGCCCACUGUGCCGAAAGCUUUGG